Messenger RNA from Lampris incognitus (smalleye Pacific opah), 2232 nucleotides. It is a transcript of the gene cox10, whose product is annotated as protoheme IX farnesyltransferase, mitochondrial. Gene Ontology annotation, molecular function: protoheme IX farnesyltransferase activity. Gene Ontology annotation, cellular component: membrane; mitochondrion. Lineage: Eukaryota; Metazoa; Chordata; Actinopteri; Lampriformes; Lampridae. Gene Ontology annotation, biological process: heme biosynthetic process. The record is from RefSeq and is a predicted model, not a curated record. The transcript has 7 exons. Bases 61 to 1491 code for a protein of 476 amino acids.
AAUGGCGGCUCACUACAUGUGAAGAGGACAAACCGGGAACCGGCUUUAUGCACUAAAAACAUGUUUAAAACACCAUGUGGCCGGCUGACAGGUCUGGUUGGUGCCAGUGUGAACCAGAAAUUGGUUAGAAAUGUCUCAAGGAGUCCCCAAAGUGUUUGCGGCCUUAUUAAGCUCUAUCGAAGGGAUCCAUCAACUUGGGUCACUUAUCAGCAUCUUAAUUUUUUGAAACGCCAGUAUGUCUCAAAAAUUAAUAGUGAUCUUCAGCAACGAGCCAUCCCUAAACGGUCACCUGUCCUGACCAUUGUGGAUGAGCGGGAUGACAGUGUUGAUAGGCAGGUGCAGCAUGUACCAGCUAUUGAUCCUGUUGUGGCAGAACGCAUGCCACAGCCAGAAGAGGCUACAAGGGAAGCACUGGCACAGCCUUCAAUAUCCAUCCUACCCACUACAGCAAAGAAUGUAGCACAGAGAAUAUCUUUGUCCAAUGAGAUGACCUCUGAUGAGACUCCCCAUGUGCAGGUGGAGACCGAUGAGGCCAAAGAGGCCCGUCUAGACAGGCAAUGGAAGGAGCUAAAAGUUGAUCCAAAUGAUCUAUUAGACGUCUAUGCCAGACUUGCCAAAAUCAAGCUCACAGCACUUGUGGUUGUAACUGCAGCAGCUGGCUAUGCAAUGGCUCCAGUGCCCUUUGACCCAGCCAUCUUCUUUCUGUCUUGUCUCGGAACAGGGUUAGCAUCAUGUACUGCUAAUUCAAUUAACCAGUACUUUGAGGUGCCCUUUGACGCCAAUAUGAACCGCACAAAGAACCGCCCGCUGGUCAGAGGACAGAUCAGCCCUCUCCAUGCAGUGUCCUUUGCUUUGGCCUGUGGAGUUCCUGGGGUCACCCUGCUCACGCUGGCAGUCAACCCCUUGACAGGCUUCCUGGGGGUCCUCAACAUUUUCCUCUACACUUGCUGCUAUACGCCUCUGAAGAGGCUCAGCAUCAGUAACACAUGGGUGGGAGCUGUGGUGGGUGCCAUCCCCCCCGUCAUGGGCUGGACAGCUGCCACAGGCACUCUGGACCUAGGUGCUUUGCUGCUGGGGUGUUUCCUGUACAGUUGGCAGUUCCCCCACUUCAAUGCCCUGAGCUGGAACCUGAGGGAGGAUUACUCCCGGGGGGGCUACCGCAUGAUGUCCGUCACCCACCCAGGCAUGUGCAAGAGGGUGGCUCUCCGGCAUAGCCUGGGCCUGAUCGGCCUGACAACCCUGGCACCCGUUUUGGAUGUUACUACCUGGACCUUCCCCCUGGUCUCCCUGCCUAUCAACCUGUACAUCAGCUACCUAGCGUUCCGCUUCUACCAUGAGGGCAACCGCAGUUCGGCCCGCAAGCUCUUCUUCUGCAGCCUGUGGCACCUGCCCAUGCUUCUGCUUUUGGCACUCACUUGCAAGAAACCCCGCAAAGAGGCAGAGGGUUCAGCCCUACCCCCAGCUACCGUGCCUCUUACUCUGCAGAGCUAACACAAUCUAUAGAUGACCCGACACCUUUGAGUCCCCCCCACCCACCCUCAUUUUAAUAAAGAUGCUCCCUGUUUCUCCUUACAACUAGAGGAAGGUACAGAGAAUGGACACUUUUAUCAGUUUUGUUGAAUCUGAAUCUAUGGUGCUCAUUGCAGAUCAGGGGGCAUAUUGAAAAUGGCAGACUGAAAAUAUUUGAUCAACAGAAAACACAAUUGCUAAACCCCUGAGUUGCAUCAGGUUGUAAUCAUUUCACAGUGUGUAUACUGUAUAUUGUAUAUUUAUUUAUAUAGGUGCCCACUGAUCCCCCUCCAUGUUGUACACGACUGAUGUUUAAAAACAUUGUACAGUGUAAAUUAUUCCUAUGGCUCCACACUGGGGCCACAAUCUGAAAGCAAAUCUAAUGCAUUGUAUAAAUGCAAAUUGAAAGAAUGGAAGGAACAAGGAAAAUUAGAUUGAAAUGUAAUGAAAAGACUACCACAUGUUGAUUCAAGCUUUGUCAGUGUGAAAUUGCAAUAAAUAGGAAAGAAUCCUAAAACAGAUUAGUCAUUCAAAUUGACUAUGAAAUUGCACGACUUAACUGUACCUCGAAGGCUUUGUGGCAUUUUGCCGUUCAGCAAACUUAAUUCUGCUACAUAAUGUUUUAUUUCAAUACGGUUCACCUGCACCGAAACAUGAGAAUAAUUAUCCUAUGUAAAAAUUAAAAGAUUUUGACAAUAAAAAUGUCUCAUGAUUAUACUGUUA